AUGAUUAGAGUUAAAAGAACAGAUGGAGUAUCCAAACAUGAAGUUAUCGAAUUAAGGAAAAAGUUAAGAGGGUUAAUAAAGACACAAAAUACUAAACCGAUAAAUGGAGUAAUGCAGUUUGUAGCGUUAAUCGAUGAGAGUUUCAAGUGUUUAGAGAAGCAAGGGUUUCAGUAUAUUCAAGGUCGAACACAAGGCCAAUUUCACCUUAUUGAUAACGUAAAAACGGAAGCCAUGCUUGUUGAGAUUACGGAUAAUGAACCAGAUGAAAUAAGACCAAAUUUUGAAAAACGAAAUAGGAAUGAAAAAUUAUAUGAUUUAGAAGAAUUAGAUGAUGCGGCAAGAACAGCGAUUGUAUGGAAAGAUAGAAGACUCGAAAUUGAGAAAGAAACAACACAUAAUAAAAUCAAUUAUUGGAACAAUCAAGACGGAGAAGUUAUCGACGAAGAGGAUAAAGAAGAUGUAAUUAGCUUGGAUGCAUCAGAAUUCGAUUUCGACGACGAAAAAUCAUUGGGGAUAGGAUAUGAAAAGAUGGAAUGGAUAUA
This is a messenger RNA of Racocetra fulgida, 542 nucleotides long. NCBI's taxonomy places the organism in Eukaryota, Fungi, Glomeromycota, Glomeromycetes, Diversisporales, Gigasporaceae. The record is from the annotation of a GenBank genome assembly.